AUGUCUCCGAUUGCUACCUCAAGUCUUCGAGACGCCAGCUCGGCCGAACUGUCCUCAAAAGUUGCCGCAAACGUCAAAGUGGCCCCAGCACAUGGACACGAACUUGCCCAUCAGACUCCUCUGCAGGCUUUGUCUCACGGCAAGGUUAAGCUGUCUGGUCCGCCCAGUUUUGACAGUUUUGCAGAGAAGAGGCAAUGGCAGCUUGAGCACAUGGCUGCCGCAUUUCGUCAUUGGGCCAGCGAGGACUAUGUUGAGGGGAUGAGCGGACACAUAUCGGUUCGAGACCCUGAAAACCCGGAGUCGUUCUGGACAAACCCUAUCGGCGUUCACUUUGGACUACUUAAAGCCAGUGAUAUGAUAUUAGUCAAUUUCGACGGCGAGGUUAUUGGUGGUAAUGACUCCCGACCACCAAAUACUGCUGGAUUCCUUAUCCACGCAGCUGUGCACAAGGCGCGACCGGAUGCUCACGCAGUCUGUCACGCACAUGGUAUUGCUGGAAAGGCAUGGUCAGUCUUCGGAAAGAGACUUGAAAUGCUAACUCAGGACGCUUGUAAAUUCUGGGGUGAUGCACAAGGCGUGUAUGAUGAAUAUGGUGGAGUUGUCCUUGGACCUGAGGAAGGCGAGAGAAUUGCUGCAGCACUCGGUCCUCGAGGCAAAGGUUGCGUACUGAGAAAUCAUGGAAUCCUGACGGUGGGAGACACCGUCGAUGAGGCGGCUUUCCUCUUCACAUCUUUCGAACGAAGUUGCCGUGUACAAUUACUUGCCGAGGCCGCUGCUGCAAACGGUCUUUCGAAGGUGAUUAUCACAAACGAGGAAGCCAAGUUUAAUUGUGAUGUUGAAGGCGACAGAGAGGUGUGCUAUUGCGAGUUUCAAGUGUACUACGAUUGGGAAAUGCAGAAGUCCAAUGGCGACUUCAGGAAUUAA
This is a messenger RNA of Exophiala bonariae, 924 nucleotides long. RefSeq lists its product as uncharacterized. The record is from RefSeq and is a predicted model, not a curated record. Lineage: Eukaryota; Fungi; Ascomycota; Eurotiomycetes; Chaetothyriales; Herpotrichiellaceae. Gene Ontology annotation, molecular function: actin filament binding. Gene Ontology annotation, cellular component: cytoskeleton. The transcript has a single exon. The coding region runs from base 1 to 924 and encodes 307 amino acids.